This is a messenger RNA of Jaculus jaculus (lesser Egyptian jerboa), 1969 nucleotides long. It is a transcript of the gene Galk2, whose product is annotated as galactokinase 2. NCBI's taxonomy places the organism in Eukaryota, Metazoa, Chordata, Mammalia, Rodentia, Dipodidae. Bases 180 to 1553 code for a protein of 457 amino acids. The transcript has 11 exons. Gene Ontology annotation, biological process: carbohydrate phosphorylation; galactose metabolic process. Gene Ontology annotation, molecular function: galactokinase activity; ATP binding. The record is from RefSeq and is a predicted model, not a curated record. Gene Ontology annotation, cellular component: cytosol; cytoplasm.
CCCCGGGAAGAAAGCCGCUCGGCCGGCCGCAUUUAUCUCGUGACUAUCUCGGGAUCUUUGCAACCGCCGGAGAAAGGCGAUCUGGCGCAACAUGGCUGCGGAGGGCCCUGCGGCGAGACGAGUCCAGGUGGCAGAGCAUCCCAGAGCCUGUCUCCUGGCAGAAAUGAUUUUUCUUCAAGAUGCCUUUUCAACUUCACAGGAUGCCAGAUCCUCUGAGUAAAGGCAUCAGAUUGCUGAAGCUAAAAGACAUGUUUUACUCUAAGUUUGGGUCUAUGCCCAAGUUUUACGCUCGAGCACCAGGAAGAGUCAACAUAAUAGGAGAACAUAUAGAUUAUUGUGGUUAUUCUGUUCUUCCUAUGGCUGUAGAACAAGAUAUGUUAAUAGCUGUGGAACCAGUGCAAACACACACUCUUCAACUGGCCAAUACAAAUCCCUUGUAUCCGGACUUCAGUACUAGUGCUAAUAACAUUGACAUCGACAAAACCAAACCUCUGUGGCACAACUAUUUCCUAUGUGGAUUUAAAGGCAUUCAGGAACACUUUGGCCUUAAUAAGCUGACUGGAAUGAACUGCCUGGUAGAUGGAAAUAUCCCCCCAGGUUCUGGCCUCUCUAGCUCUAGUGCUUUGGUCUGUUGUGCUGGCUUAGUGACUCUUACAGUGCUGGGGCAGAAGCUAUCUAAGGUGGAACUUGCAGAAAUCUGUGCCAAGAGUGAGCGUUACAUUGGCACUGAAGGAGGCGGCAUGGAUCAGUCCAUCUCUUUCCUUGCAGAAGAAGGAACUGCCAAGUUAAUAGAAUUUAGUCCUUUGAGGGCAACUGAUGUGAAACUCCCUAGUGGAGCAGUAUUUGUGAUUGCCAACAGUUGUGUGGAAAUGAACAAAGCAGCAACGUCCCAUUUUAACAUCAGGGUGAUGGAAUGCCGGCUGGCUGCAAAGCUCCUUGCUAAAUACAAAGGCUUGCAAUGGGACAAAGUCUUGCGGCUGGAGGAAGUACAGGCCAGUCUAGGAAUUGGUCUGGAAGAAAUGUUGUUGGUCACAGAGGAUGCCCUUCACUCUGAACCCUACAGCCCCAAGGAGAUCUGCAGAUGUCUGGGAAUUAGCAUGGAGGAACUGCGAACCCAAAUCCUGAGUCCCAACACUCAAGAUGUGCUCACCUUUAAGCUCUAUCAGCGGGCAAAGCAUGUUUACAGUGAGGCUGCACGUGUGUACCAAUUUAAGAAGAUAUGUGAAGAAGUACCUGACAACAUGGUCCAGCUGCUGGGAGACCUCAUGAAUCAGAGCCAUACUAGCUGCCGGGACCUGUAUGAGUGCAGCUGCCCGGAGCUGGACCAGCUGGUGGACAUCUGCCGGAAGUUUGGAGCUCAAGGGUCACGUCUUACUGGAGCAGGAUGGGGAGGCUGCACAGUAUCCAUAGUGCCUGCUGAGAAGCUGCCCAGCUUCCUUGCAAACGUGCAGGAAGCAUAUUACCAGAGGAGCAGUCCCCGUGAAGCUCCAGAGAAGCAGAACUUGUUUGCUACCAAACCUGGAGGCGGGGCUUUGGUUUUCCUUGAGGCCUAAACAAUGUAGAAAAUCUCAGAGAAACUAUUUAGGGCAUUUAGGAACUGGCAGGACUUCCUAUGCCACAGUAAAUUAAUCCUUUUUCUGUUUUAUAUUAUGAGGAACCGUUGCUUUUAUCAAGAUGGAUUUCCAAAGAAACGGUUGAAAGCUCUCUAUGCUUCGUAAUGAUUAUUUUUCCAUCUUAAAAUAUGUUUUUUACAAAUAAGAGCCAAGAAUAUACUUGGAUGGAUCUUUGAAGAGUGAUUUACUAAGAUUUAUUGGUUUGAAGAUUUUAAAUAUGAGGGUCAAAGUACACUCCUAAUACAUAGAUUGGACCUGAAUUAAACACACUGUUAUAAUUAAACCGAUGAAGUAGAAUUGUGUGCAUUCCUCUUAAAUGGAAUAAAUUUAUGGUUUCUGCUAGCAUUCAUCUUCCA